AUGAAAAGCGUUCCGAUCAGACUUCAAACAUUGGAAUACCCUCCGUUUACUUAUUACGCUGAAACAACGCCGGAGAAGGCCAAUGCCAGGAAAGAUCCUCGGUAUUAUGAAGAUAAUAAUCCAAUUUUUAUCGAUGGGACCGAAUGUCGAAUGCUGCUUGAAUUCUGUUUUCGAUAUAAUUGCACCAUAGAUGCACAUUUUGAUGAAGUUGGUAUGUGGGGAGGUGUCUCUGAAAAUCGUACAGGAACAGGAAUGAUCGGAGCAGUUGCAACACGUCAAUCUGACUUUGCUGUAGCUGCUAACUAUUACUGGCUUGACCCGUACCGCUUUUCAACUUACUCGGAAAUGCUCAGCCGUUCCGGAUUGAUAGCGCUCGUUCCGAAGCCGAAAUUAGUUGCCCCGUGGCGUACUCCGUUUCUUUCCUUCUCCAAGCACCUUUGGAUAGCGGUGGCCAUUGCGUUUGCGGUAGGUGUUGCCGCCGUAUGGUUGAUCGAGAAGGGCCGCUGGCACAUCGUGGGCUCGUCCGAUGGGGAUCAUCCGAAAAGUUUCGGCGAUUCUCUGCUGACCAUGAUCGGGUUCUACAUGGAGCAGAGUGCUUUCAUGAGAAACGAUUUGAUGGCUUGCGUGUUCCUGUUCAGUGCGCUGUUGUUUGCUGGGUUCAUGGUCGGGAAUUUGUAUGGAGCCGGCUUGGCUGGAAUCAUGACGAUUCCUCAGUAUGAACCUGCCAUCGAAACGCUUCAUGAUCUGGCCGAUAGUGGUCUUAUCUUUGUGGGUGUCGACAUAGCUUGGAUGUAUGCCUUGAUGCCAUCACCACAGGCCUAUAUUCAGAAAAUCGUGCGACACUUCAAAGUAGUGGAUGAGGAGUACAUGAUUCGGCAUAGAAGUAUCCAUGACGUGGGGUACGUUGGAGAGAAAACUCAAUUCGGACAUUUUGUACCCAUUCAUUAUUUGGAUGUGGAAUCAUCGAGGCAUUUUCAAUUACUGAAGGAGGAUUUAUCGAACCAGUAUUGUGCAGUGAUCCUCACCAAAACCUGUCCAUUCAAGCAAACGUUCAACGAUCUUGUGAUUGUGGUUCGCCAAACUGGUAUUCAGUAUUUUUGGGAAACAUUGGUUGCUAACAAUUAUCUCAGUGUAACAAUCCAACAAAAUUUGCUGGGUAGCGUUCCUUCGGAUAGCGAUGCAGUGGUGCUUGGGUGGAUAUCACAAAAUCCGAAAGUGGUUCAAGGAGCCAGUUCACCUGUUACAAUCCGGUUCAACGAGCCCCAUCACGACAACGAAAGCGAGAGCCAGGACACCGAAGCUGAGAAGCUCGAUCGCUACUAG
Molecule: messenger RNA, 1323 nt
Organism: Armigeres subalbatus
Lineage: Eukaryota; Metazoa; Arthropoda; Insecta; Diptera; Culicidae
Exons: 7
Coding region: 1-1323 (440 amino acids)
Source: RefSeq, a predicted model, not a curated record